AUGUCUACGAUUGCCAGUCCCAGAGACCCCUCGGCGCCCCUCCGUCGCGUGCCCUCAAACGUCAUAACCCCGACCUCAUCCACCAGACCCUCCCUCGACGCCGCGCGUUCCUCCGUCACCUCGCCCGUCAACAGCAGCGGCCCCGGCCCCGGCCCUCUUCCCGUCGCCAAGCGCGCAAACCGCGCCGCCCUGCGCGAGUACUACAACCUACGCAACGCUGCUGCUGCUGCCGCCGCUGCUUCUUCGCCACCGCCGCCGCGCAUUGGUGUCGAGCUGCCCGAUUCGGAGGUGCCCGUCAGCGACCUGGACAUUCCCGGCUUCACGACGGACGAGUAUGUUGCCAAGGUCGUUGCUGAGAAUAGCCUCGAGGACCUGCUGCGGCUGUAUACGCGCGUCGUUGGCGAGGUGCGCGCGCUGGACGCGGAGAAGAAGGCGCUUGUGUAUGAUAAUUACAGCAAGCUGAUUGCCGCCACGGAAACGAUUCGCAAGAUGCGAUCCAACAUGGACCCCCUCAACCCCAUGGCCUCGACCCUCAACCCGGCCAUUGCUCAGAUAUACAGCCAAGCCGCCGAGAUUCGCGAAACCCUGCGCGCUUCCAUCCCCGCCCCCGACUCGGACCAAGGCAAGCAGCGCGCCGCCGCCCAGCGCCGCAAACGCACCCGCGAGCUCGCCGUACAGGUCCUCGCCACCCCGGAGCGCCUCCGCCGGCUCGUCGCCGAGGGCAAGCUCGCCGAGGCCAGGAAGCAGUGGGAGCGCCCGAGGCAGCUCCUCCAGACCUGGCACGACAAGGGCUUUGGCGGCGACGAGGUCCAGGCGUGCAUUGACGAGGGCGAUGCGGCUGUGGCAGCACCGACGAGCAGCGAGGGGCGGGUGUCCAAGGACGGACGAGACUCGACAUCAUGA
Molecule: messenger RNA, 903 nt
Organism: Beauveria bassiana ARSEF 2860
Lineage: Eukaryota; Fungi; Ascomycota; Sordariomycetes; Hypocreales; Cordycipitaceae
Exons: 2
Coding region: 1-903 (300 amino acids)
Biological process (GO): Golgi organization; endocytic recycling; retrograde transport, endosome to Golgi
Cellular component (GO): GARP complex; membrane; EARP complex
Source: RefSeq, a predicted model, not a curated record